CUUGGCUUACAAGAGGAGGAAGAAGGGGGAAUUGGAUGUCGAUCGCGGCGGACGGGACUUACAGAGCGACCUGCCCCAGACGAGGGCCGACUUGAAUCCGAGGGAGGGAGGGAGAGCCGGGCCCCCGGCGUGAGAAAGAGAAAGAGAGUGGGCAGCGGGGGCGAAAGCGGAGACAGUCCGAGGAGAUGCAAUAGAAGAAGAUCGAGUGCUAGAGCUCCAGAUCGAUCCCAUCGCACAACAAAUCUAUAAGCACCAGCACCAAAAGAUCAUUGCAAUAAGUUGCUGUUGUUGUAGUCGUCAUCGUCUUCUUUGUUGCUGCUUGCGGAGAGGCGUGCGGGCGGGAGUGGAGGAGCAGAACAGAGCAGAGCAAGUGCAAAGAGCUCGGCGCGAGAUUGAUUCCUCGGUUCUAGGUAUUUGGGUCUCAAGAUGGCGGCUGUUACAGUAGCAAGUCACUCUGAACAGCCGGAAUCGCCAGGUUUAAGUCGUGUAACUCCGGAUCAUCGGACUCCUACUGCUGCAACUCAGAAAAGAGGCCGGGACGACGAUGCCGGGUCUGGUGGUGAGAAGAAGUGGGCGGGGUGGCCUGGAGACAACGUCUUCCGCCUCGUGGUUCCUGUGCAAAAAGUUGGUGGUAUUAUCGGUCGUAAGGGUGAAUUUGUAAAGAAAAUGUGUGAGGAGACCCGUGCCCGGAUCAAGAUUCUUGAGGGAGUGCCUGGGACCUCAGAACGCAUUGUGCUGGUGUCAGCGAGGGAGGAUCCAGAUCUUGCUGUCUCACCUGCUAUGGAUGGGCUUCUUAGAGUUCAUAGACGUGUAGUAGAAGGUUCUGAUCCAGAAGGUGAAGAUGGACAUUCGGAGCCCAGAGCGGGUGGAGGCACCAUAGCUUCACGAUUACUAGUAGCAGCGACACAAGCAGGUAGCCUUAUUGGGCGUCAAGGAGCUACUAUCAAGUCUAUCCAGGAUGCAUCUGGUGCGACUGUGCGUGUCCUCCCUCCAGAGGAGCUUCCCUUGUGUGCACUGUCAGAUGAUCGAGUGGUGGAGAUUCAGGGUGAGGCGCGCAACGUUCACAGGGCAAUGGAGCUGGUCGUUUCUCAUUUGAGGAAGUUUUUGGUCGAUCGAAGCGUCCUAGCAUUAUUUGAACUCAACCGAGCAGUUACAGCCAAUCAAUCGCAACAGCAGCCUAGUGCAGGUUCUUGGGCCGGGCAUUCACCUGCCAAUGCUCUACCCAGCAACGCGGGAGGACCUGGACCAAUGGGCAACAGCAGUCACUACGGAGGAGCCUCAGUACCUAAUGACAACUUGAACUAUUAUCAAAGUCCGCCUGAAAUACAUCAUCAUGAUACACAUCACCAUCAUCAUGGUGUUUCUUUGUACGGCCGGGAUCCAAGUAUCGGAUCACUUACCAGUUCUGUCUCUGCACCCCCUCCUGCUCCGGUGAUUACCCAGGCUGACUUUGUGCAGAUGACGCAGCACAUGCAAAUUCCCCUGUCAUACGCUGAUGCGAUUAUUGGCGCAGCUGGUGCGAACAUUAGUUACAUGCGUAGAAACAGUGGUGCCACAAUAACUAUACAGGAAACUCGUGGUGUGCCGGGAGAAAUGACGGUGGAGAUUCACGGUAGUGCAGCGCAAGUGCAGACUGCACAGCAACUUAUCCAGAAUUUCAUGGCAGGUGCAACCGGAGCACCAGCAUCAACCUAUAACUCAGUAGAUACAAGCUACUCAUCAUAUGCGAACCAAAACUCUUUGUACUCGUCAGCACCUAGUAACUCAGGACACGCGACAACAGCAGCUUUCACAACACAUUUCAACAGCAAUACAUAUGGGGGCUAUUGAUAUAAUCCAGGUGCGCUGUGAAGUUUUGCAUUGUGCCCGUCCCUUUUAUGAGGAUUUGGCCUCUCGCAUCCAUUUUGUAAUGCCAAUUAAUGAAUGUGCUAUCAGGGACACUUGACAGAGAGGUUUAAAAGAAGUUCUUUGUGAACAGGGCGCCCUGUAUUUAAACAUAGUCAAAAGCCCAAAAAAGAAAUUUAUUUGGCAGUUCUCUAAAGUUGCACUCAGCCAUGUUCGUCGCACAAGACUCGGCCUUUCACUUGUAUCUCUACCCAAGUUCUGACAUGGGUGGGCCACUGCACUGCUGUGGCCCUAAUACUCCUCGUCAACGUGUAUCAUCAGAAGAUCAUGUCCUGAUUUCAGUUUUGUCAACCAAAAUAGAUAUGGGGUGAAGCACCCUCGCGGUAACCAAACGGGGUACGAUAGCGUAGGCAUCCCAGGAUAGAGUUGCUAAGUUCCUCGUUAAAUUAGGAUUGUUGUUAAAGAUGCUAUUCCUGGAUUAUGUCAUUGAUGGUAUAAAGUGCUCUUAAUUUAUUCUGCGAUGGAGUAUGACUGUGAUAUCAUUUUGUCCCCAAGUUCAGAGGUCACUUUUACGCAUUGAUGUGUAUGGGGUAAGAACCAGAAAACUUAUGCUUGUACUUGAGAUCUGCCCAUUGAAUUUGUAGUAACUUACCUAAAAAUCAUGACAGACAUAUCGGAGUGGGAAGUGUUUGCGAGGAAAUGCUCCACAUACUACACGGACAUCAAGAUCAUUCCAUUUCUCAGUGUUUGGAACUGCAGUCAGAUAAUCCACGUCCUGGGAGCGCCCUCAAUCAUUUCUUUGUCUUCUAAGUUAUGUGUGCAUUGUGCAUGUGUGUAGUAACAUGCGUGGAGUGGUGAUGGACCACGAGAUGGUUAACAAGCAACAAAGUUGUUAAUGUCGAGCAAAUACGUGUCAUGAGUCACCUAUUUGCGUCAAGAUGGAUUGGUUCUGAACCAGCUAUUACACGUGUUAGGCGUUCGACACGAGUCUCGUCUGAUCUUCAUAUACGAAAUAAUCAUCUACAGCUUGGUUUCAAGUGUCGGAAUCCAGGUUUAUUAUCGAUGAUAUGACUCGAACAAUGUAAUCUGGGGAAAUGCGUGAGCUCAUGUCUCGAGCGAGCAGAAUGUCGGUAAGGUUAGAAACGGAAAAGUCAUGACUAACACAACGGAAUAGGAACUAGUUGCAGAAGAUGUAGAGGGUAAAGUAAGGGCUGAACAUUGUUAACGUACAGCCUUAAUGUAAUUAUAGUU
Molecule: messenger RNA, 3096 nt
Organism: Marchantia polymorpha subsp. ruderalis
Lineage: Eukaryota; Viridiplantae; Streptophyta; Marchantiopsida; Marchantiales; Marchantiaceae
Source: the annotation of a GenBank genome assembly